Molecule: messenger RNA, 3539 nt
Organism: Magnolia sinica
Lineage: Eukaryota; Viridiplantae; Streptophyta; Magnoliopsida; Magnoliales; Magnoliaceae
Product: protein HIRA
Exons: 10
Coding region: 276-3230 (984 amino acids)
Biological process (GO): chromatin remodeling; regulation of DNA-templated transcription; DNA-templated transcription
Cellular component (GO): nucleus; HIR complex
Molecular function (GO): nucleosome binding; protein binding
Source: RefSeq, a predicted model, not a curated record
AAGCAAAUAUCUCCUCCCAAUCCAACCGUCGAAAAAAAUAGCCACCUUAAAUCUCAGCUGUAGCUUUUGAAGCCCACCUAGGGUUCUUCUCAAUCAGACCCAUCUAGGGUUUUGUCUUUGGGCCAUGGUUUUACAGAUCGUUUUCUUCAAUUUUGGAAGGGUAGAAAGAUAAAGAUUGUAGAAAACUGUUAUUUUUUAUUUUUAAUUUUUAAUUUUUAAUCUCAAGAGGUUGGAGAGAGAGAGAGAGAGAGAGAGAGAGAGAGAUAGAGAGAGAGAUGAUUGCAGAGAAACCCAGUUGGAUCAGGCAUGAAGGGAUGCAGAUCUUCUCCAUUGAUAUUCAACCUGGUGGGCUGAGGUUUGCCACUGGUGGAGGAGACCAAAAGGUCCGGAUAUGGAACAUGAAAUCAGUAGGCGGGGAGUCAGAAACUGACCAAUCAACCCAGAGAUUGUUGGCCACCCUCCGUGACCACUUCGGGUCUGUUAAUUGUGUUAGGUGGGCCAAGCAUGGCCGAUAUGUUGCAUCUGGUUCUGAUGAUCAAGUGAUUCUUAUUCAUGAGAGAAAGCCCGGGUCAGGCACUACUGAAUUUGGCAGUGGAGAAGCUCCUGAUGUUGAAAAUUGGAAAGUGACGAUGACUUUAAGGGGCCAUACUGCAGAUGUGGUGGAUCUUAAUUGGUCUCCAGAUGACUCAAUAUUGGCUAGCGGCAGUUUGGAUAACACCGUUCACAUCUGGAACAUGAGCAAUGGCAUCUGCACUGCUGUUUUGAGAGGCCAUUCCAGCCUGGUUAAAGGGGUUGCGUGGGAUCCUAUUGGUUCCUUUAUAGCAAGUCAAUCAGAUGACAAGACUGUUAUUAUAUGGCGCACUAGCGACUGGACCCUUGCUCACAAGACGGAGGGGCAUUGGGCAAAAUCUCUUGGAUCGACGUUUUUUAGGCGUCUGGGAUGGUCCCCGUGUGGCCAUUUUAUCACCACCACUCAUGGUUUUCAAAAGCCAAGGCACUCAGCACCUGUACUAGAAAGAGGCGAGUGGGCUGCCACUUUUGACUUUCUAGGACACAAUGCCCCCAUUAUUGUUGUGAAGUUCAACCAUUCUAUGUUCCGAAAGAAUUUUGCGAAUGGUCAGGAGGCAAAAGUUGCAACGGCUGGAUGGUCUAAUGGUGCCUCGAAGACCAGCACGAAAGAGUCACUGCCAUAUAACGUGAUUGCCAUUGGUAGUCAGGAUCGCACGAUAACUGUAUGGACAACAGCAAGCGCACGUCCUCUCUUUGUGGCCAAGCAUUUCUUUUCUCAAAGUGUUGUUGACUUAUCCUGGAGUCCCGAUGGGUAUGCACUUUUCGCAUGCUCCUUGGACGGGACGGCGGCCACAUUCCAUUUUGAAGUGAAAGAACUGGGCCACAGAUUAAGUGAUACCGAGUUGGACGAAUUGAAGAGAAACCGCUAUGGAGACGCUAGAGGAAGGCAGGCAAACUUGGUGGAAAGUCCAGCUCAGUUGUUGCUAGAGGCGGCAUCUGCCAAGCAGUCUACUAACAAACGAGGACUUUCCAAUAGUCAGCAGAAUCGAAUUCCUGGCAAGUUACCUAUGGAUUCAGUGAAACCGGCUGUCAGUCAGUCACAUGUUAAGGCAUCUGAAACCGGAGUUGAAGACGGGAAGAAGAGUGGAGGAACUGGCGGUGACAGUAUAAAUAAACCCACUUCUGUUCGGAUUUCUAGUCCUGUGAAACAAAGAGAAUAUAGACGACCUGAUGGUAGGAAGAGAAUAAUUCCUGAAGCAGUUGGCGUUCCCGCUCAUCAGGAAAAUAUCUCGGGUGGGAACCAAGCUCAAGCAUUGGACUUCCCACUAUCAGCUGUCUCUGAUCAACGGAAGGAUGAUAAUGGACCACUUCUUGUGGACAGUGGAGCUAAGGAAGUUUAUCUCAAGACCUCAGAAGCAAAUAAUAUUUCUGGAAAGUGCUGCCACUGCAGUGUGAAGGAGCGAUCGGGGGCCACAGCAAGGGCGCACAUCACUGAAAACCUUGUUAUUGAAAAGGUGCCAGCUUCGUCCGGUUCUGAUGGAAGAAUUAAUGUAGAACAAUCUGGACUUAUAAGCACGUCGGGUUUUCAGGCUUCUUGCAAUGCUCUUUCAAUUCGGGUCUUUAAUAAGAAAGAAGGUGAAGAUAGCGUGCCUGUCUGCUUGGAAGCUAAGCCAAUAGAACGAGCAUCAAAUGAUGUGAUUGGCGUAGCGAAUGCAUCCAUGAUGAAGGAAACUGAAGUUACUUGCACAAAAGGUGCUGAAACUGUUUGGUCAGAUAGAAUAGCUGGGAAAGUUACUGUCUUGGCAGGAAAUGCGAACUUCUGGGCCAUUGGUUGUGAAGAUGGCUGCUUGCAGGUUUACACAAAGUGUGGAAGACGAGCCAUGCCAACUAUGAUGAUGGGGUCUGCGGCGGUAUUUAUAGAUUGUGAUGAGUGCUGGAAGCUGCUACUUGUCACAAAGAAGGGAUCGAUUUACGUGUGGGAUCUUUUUAAUAGGACCUGUCUUUUACAUGACUCUCUAUCUUCUCUCAUUACUACAAGGCAGGAUUCAGCUAACAAAGAUACAGGCUCGAUUAAAGUUAUAUCUGCAAGGUUCUCGAGAUCCGGUUCACCUCUGGUUGUUCUAGCAACCCGUCAUGCUUUUCUUUUUGAUACAAGCAUGAUGUGUUGGCUGAGGAUAGCUGAUUAUUGCUUUCCUGGAUCGAAUUUCACAAGCUCUUGGAAUUUGGGUUCGGUUCAAAGUGGUGAGCUAGCUGCUUUGCAGGUUGAUGCUGGAAAGUUCUUAGCCAGAAAGCCAAGUUGGAGCAGGGUGACAGAUGAUGGGGUGCAGACCCGUGCUCAUUUGGAAGCUCAGUUAGCAUCAUCUUUGGCAUUGAAGUCGCCCAACGAAUAUCGCCAAUGCCUCCUGUCUUAUGUACGAUUUUUGGCAAGAGAAGCUGAUGAGUCCCGCUUGAGAGAAGUCUGUGAGAGCUUUUUGGGCCCACCAACAGGAAUGGCCGAGUCUGCAUCCUCAGAUCCCAAGAACCCCGCAUGGGACCCUCAUGUCCUUGGAAUGAACAAGCACAAGCUCCUGCGAGAAGACAUCCUCCCGGCCAUGGCAUCAAACAGGAAAGUCCAACGGCUGCUAAACGAGUUCAUGGAUCUCCUCUUGGAAUAUGAAAGCAGUGAAACAAACCCGGAACAGGUGGACCCUGUCCUGCCUGUGAAGGAUGACGGAUCAUGAUGAUAAGCAGGCCUUGCCCAAUGACAAAGAAAUCCCACAUGGGGGGAAGGCAUGAGAGGAAGAAAUCAUAUAUACAGGGAGAAGACAUGAUCCACCUCUGGUUUUGUAUGUAUAUUUUACUUGAUUAAUCCUCUUUGGUCAGCAGAAAGGGCUUUUUGUGUGCCGGGAAAGCUUCAGAUCGUGGUGCACUGUUUAUUAAUGUGGUUUAUCAUCACUAAUCUCUUUUAGAGCUCGAGUGUCUAUUAACAGAAGAAGCAGCCUCUCUUUUAUAAUUGAAAUAGAAUUUAAUCUCUUUUUCUCUUUGAUUAA